Anopheles moucheti is the source of this 3774-nucleotide messenger RNA. It is a transcript of the gene Atg18a, whose product is annotated as WD repeat domain phosphoinositide-interacting protein 2. NCBI's taxonomy places the organism in Eukaryota, Metazoa, Arthropoda, Insecta, Diptera, Culicidae. The record is from RefSeq and is a predicted model, not a curated record. The transcript is spliced from 6 exons. Bases 1090 to 2352 code for a protein of 420 amino acids. Gene Ontology annotation, molecular function: phosphatidylinositol-3-phosphate binding; protein binding; phosphatidylinositol-3,5-bisphosphate binding. Gene Ontology annotation, cellular component: phagophore assembly site membrane; extrinsic component of membrane; cytosol. Gene Ontology annotation, biological process: protein localization to phagophore assembly site; autophagy of mitochondrion; protein lipidation.
AAAGGUGCAAAAUACAAGUUGAUCAUCACAAAAGGAAGUUCGCUUGGAAAAUUCUGCAUUCUAUUGCUGCCAAGAUUGUCCAUAUUACCGAACUGCAGGAUACUCGAAACAUAAUCUUCACGUAGUGCCUAACAGUGGUGGAGUUUCUUAAGGGCCCCAGCUUCAUCAAAUUCAACAGUUGUGCGUAUUGGGCUGGAGAGAGAAAGGCAAACACAAGGAACAGCGCAAAAACAAAUCUCCAAAACAAGAACAUAGGCUCCUUUGUGUGCGUGUGUGUCGUUACGAUCGCAAUUGGUUUGCACAAUACUGUGUCAGCAGUGGAGAUUGUAUGGUGUGUGCUUUGUGUUUGAUAAACUUUUCGUACGCGCAACCGUGUGUUUUCUAUUUGUCCAAAACUCUUAUCGUAAAGGGUCUGGCGAAAAUCUCGUAGUUAGUAACUACUGUAAACCUUCCUUUGACCUAUCGAAGGCGAUUCCGUUCCCAUGAGGGUGUCGUAUCAGAUAUAUCAAAGAACAAAAGCAGCGCGUAGUUUGGUGCGGAUUUUCAAGGUUAGCAGCAAACAUUAGUACGCGAGGUGCCCGAAUCUAACCACCCAGAUCGUUUAGGCCGUAGAAAAGUUGUACAAACACGCGACUUCCCUCUCGGACGUGCGUAGCAUUUUGGCCAGUGGUUGCGAUUCUAACCCUACCGAAGCAAAUCGAUUGAAAUCGCUUUUGCUACUUGCAUCAGCUGUUCCGAAAUACGAAAAACGUCCUCCGUCAACACAGCUAGCCGAGCGGAUUACAACGAUAAUAAUAAUAACAUACAACGCCAUCCGUGCUGCGCCUCAGACACUUCCCAUCGUCCGCUCGGCCUUGGAACGUUGGUUCCGCUGCACAACACAAAUAUAACAAAGGAGUGCUAGCAGGCUUUCGCUAUUCGGAAAGCAACUCAGCUUCAAGACAUCGGUCACACAGACAUCAUUCGAACACACACAGAGUUAUUCACUAAUAGUAUCCACAAUCUCCGUUGAGAAAAGGAGCCAUAGCCAGCGAAUAAACAAAGAACCAUUACCCAUCCGCGGCGAGUCUGUUUCUGUUGAAGCAAGCCAUGAGCCUCCUGGCAAGAACAGACAUAGAUGCGGGGGGAUUUUUUGUCAACUUCAAUCAGGAUUGCUCAUCCUUAGCGGUUGGGUCGAAAAAUGGAUACGGUUUAUUUUCAUUGAACUCGGUCGAUUCAAACCUAGACCAGAUAUACACGAGCUUGGGCGAGGACAUCUGCUUAGUAGAGCGACUUUUUAGCAGCUCUCUCGUUGCCGUCGUAUCACUGAACGCUCCGAGGAAGCUUAAGGUAUGUCACUUUAAAAAAGGAACAGAAAUAUGCAACUACUCGUACUCGAACACGAUUUUGGCGGUGAAGCUAAACCGUUCCCGGCUGGUCGUGUGUCUAGAAGAGAGUCUCUACAUACACAACAUACGGGACAUGAAGGUUGUGCACACUAUACGCGAUACGCCACCGAACAAGACAGGGUUGUGUGCUUUGGCGUCGGAUUCGGAUCACUGCUAUCUGGCCUACCCGGGAAGCGCCACCGUCGGUGAGGUACAGAUCUUCGAUGCGGUUAAUCUGCAUGCCAAAAUCAUGAUCCCGGCGCAUGAUUCACCGCUCGCGGCGAUAGCGUUCAGCCAGAUCGGUACAGAAAUUGCAACAGCGAGCGAGAAGGGCACAGUCAUUCGGGUGUUUUCCGUGAGCGACGGUUCGAAACUGUUCGAGUUUCGCCGGGGCGUCAAGCGAUGCGUCUCGAUAGCGUCCCUAGCGUUCAGUACCUGUUCGAAGUAUCUGUGUUGCAGCUCGAACACGGAAACGGUGCACGUGUUUAAGUUGGAGCGCGUUUCACCGGAAACUAACGAUGACCAGGGUGCCGGUGAGGCGUGGUACGGUAAAUUUAGCAAGGCUUUUGCAAACUACUUGCCACUGCCAACGCAAGUGACGGACGUGUUUUCGCAAGGGCGAGCGUUUGCAUCGGCCCUGCUGCCCGUAGCCGGACUAAGACAUUCCUGUGUCAUUACAACGAUUCAGAAAGCGCUCAGAAUGUUGGUCGCCUCCCAGGAUGGAUAUCUGUAUGUGUACCAAAUACCAUCGGAAGGGGGCGAGUGUCAGCUGAUAAAAAAGCAUGAUCUCAGAAACAUCGAACCACCACCGAAUCCACCCAGAACGGAAUCAGUGCCAAUUGGUGUACCAACGGUGGUACCGUCAGGUGGGUCUAGCUAUGCUGCCACCGUUCGCGGUACUGCCGGUAGCAGUGCCGGCAGUGGUGGUGUAGCCGGCUCAGCAGAAGACGAUCAUCAUGACCAUUCGCAGCAACAGCAGCAGUAAAAGUUCGCAGACAUGUAAAUUUAAAGAAGUCGAACUGAACUGAAUCGUUGUACUACGGGUGCGAUGAAGCUCGACGGAAUUACUCGCGGAUCAUGGUUUCCGGAAGCUCUCUUCAUGUUUACAGUUGUGCUGAAAUGCUGAAGUUGUUGCUUGAGCAAACGGCAAUACCCCGGAGCGUUUUCUCACCAAGCAAACAGGACGUUCGUCGGAAGCCUUUGUUUGUUUCGUUGUUUUCACGCUCGAUCUGAUUCGUGCUAAAAGCUUAUUAUUGCCCGAAUUCACAAUUGACACGUUGACAUAAACCGGGAUCAGAUUUAAACCCACACGAAAAAACUACCACAUACACACUAUAUAACACUUGUAAACAGAUGUGGCAGCAACCACUCACAAACCAGGGGAAAACCCUGGUUUUUCGAAGGCUGUAAGAGAGUUUGCGCCCAACUUAAUUGUCUAUGCGUGCUGCGAAACAUAAGAAAGCGAUUAGUAGUAACCGGUUCCAAAUGGAAUGGGAAAGGAUCUAGGCAUCAAUGUGAUAGAAAGGCGCAUAAAUCAUACCCUCGCCACAGGGACUGCGGCAUAAAUAAUGGAAAAAAGAAUAGUUACAGGUUCUGUUAAAUUCGAUGGCUCAAAAUUCCUGAACCAUCUUCCUUCUCCUUCUUAUGUAUCCACCGCCUCUCCAUACUGCAGGUCAGCAAAUAGGAAACUUUUAUCCACUAAUAAAAGCUAAGAGAAGCGAAAGUUACUCCAGUAGAAGUUAACUACAAUAUAUCGCUAAUGUGGGACCCCAAUUCAUACAUGGCUACGUAUAGUGGACUGUUUUUCCCCCUCCGUGGCCGUACAGAAUCAGAUUUCUUUCCGCUGUGAAGGGAAAACCGGUAGUGCAAGAAUUAAUUAGAAAGCAGAACAUAUUUUUUUAUAAUGCAUUGUUUUAAAAGAAGAAACUGGAACUGAAGGUUAGCAAAGCAAACGAAGAAGAAAAGGAUACGCAAAAGAAGGACAACACAUCUAGGAAACAAACUUUCGCGUAUUGUUAGCGACUGUAAGAUGGGCAAAGCAAGAUAAAGAAGUAUAUUUGAGUGUAGGCUUUACCGUAUGUGUAGCAUAAUAAUGCUAGGCAGGAAGUAGAAAGGUGGUUCGUUUGGCCGACAUCCGGACAACACAGUGCUGGUUGCCGUAUCGAGGGCACUACGCACGGUGAAUAAUAUAAGGGCGCAAGGUAGCCAGGGAGAAGAAGCUGAGAUAUAUUAAUUAUCUUCUAGUGCAUUGAAUAAUAUUUCGAAACUCUCUCCCGAACGUUUGACUUGCGGUGAAUCAUAACGCAGUGAGAUAGAUCAGUUAGCGCAUUAGUGGUACUGAGUUUAACUUGAUUUAUCCAUAGUGUUUAAGACCAAACAAAAUCAAUUGAUCAAUAAAAUCUUUCGA